Molecule: messenger RNA, 1148 nt
Organism: Dioscorea cayenensis subsp. rotundata (Guinea yam)
Lineage: Eukaryota; Viridiplantae; Streptophyta; Magnoliopsida; Dioscoreales; Dioscoreaceae
Product: ubiquitin-conjugating enzyme E2 32-like
Exons: 5
Coding region: 91-1017 (308 amino acids)
Source: RefSeq, a predicted model, not a curated record
UUCUCUUUACUUCUUCUACGAUUUUUUGUUUGAAUUUCUCCAAUUAUUCUUUUUCCGGCGAACUCCGGCGAACUCCGGCGGCGGGGAGAGAUGGCGGACGAGAGGUAUAACAGGAAGAACCCGGCGGUGAAGAGAAUACUACAGGAGGUGAAGGAGAUGCAGUCGAAUCCAUCCGAUGAUUUCAUGAGCCUUCCACUUGAGGAGAACAUAUUUGAGUGGCAAUUUGCAAUCUGCGGGCCGCGGGAUUCAGAGUUUGAGGGUGGCAUUUAUCAUGGGAGGAUUCAACUGCCGGCCGAGUAUCCAUUCAAGCCCCCGGCAUUCAUGUUACUGACUCCAAAUGGUCGUUUUGAAACUCAGACAAAGAUAUGCUUGAGCAUAUCAAAUUAUCACCCUGAGCAUUGGCAGCCCUCUUGGAGUGUUCGAACAGCUUUGGUAGCCCUGAUUGCUUUCAUGCCAACCAACCCUGAUGGGGCAUUGGGGUCUCUGGAUUACAACAAGGAAGAAAGGCGCAAACUCGCUAUCAAGUCACGUGAAGUCAUCCCCAAAUAUGGCAGCUCAGAGCGGCAAAAUUUAAUCGAUGAAAUCCACAGAUACAUGCUCGGCAAGGCUCCUCCUGUGCCUGACAUUCUCCCUACACCAGCAACCGAUGAUACAACAAGUGCGGAGGCAAAUACUGCUCCUAAUUCUGUUACGGAAAAUGCUAGUCUGGACGUGGCGACUGCUCCCAUACAGGAGCCCCCGAAUCCAGAAAACGAGCCAAUGAUGGUGGAAGAUGUUCAUGAAGUCCAAGUGAAUGCAGCUGCCGGUCCUCUUCAAGUUGGCUUCCGGGCAAGAGUGAGUUUAUCAAGGAGAGCACCUGCUUCCCAGACGAUUGAACAACCUCAGAGGCCUGUUACUAGAGCUCAGAAGCCCUCAGACGACCGCCUAUUUACUCUGGCUGCUAUCGGUCUGACCAUUGCCAUUUCCAUUCUCAUAUUGAAGAAGUUUCUCAAAUCAUAUGGCAUCUUCCUUAUGUAAUGUGCAAUACUCAAUGUGAGGAAGAUCAAGACUAGGAGCCAUAUAUAUAUAUAUAUAUAUAAACAUUUAUACAUAUGUAUGUAAAUGAUUGUCUAUAUUCUUCUCCAAUGAUAUCUCUUUCUCUUUGUUCA